UAUACUGUUAAUAUAGUUAAGACUAAAUUGUUCUCAGUUGACUCCAGUAUACGGUAACACAUGCAACGCGAAAUCUAAGCAAAUAAAUAUCCGAGUUUAAUAUUGUGAAAAUGAAUGUAAUAGUAGUAUUAACAUUGUUUGAAGUAAUAUAUGUCGUGACUGGCUCCAACGUAUCAAAUACAAGAUUAAGACAAAUUACAAAGAAAGGAGUGGUCGCGUCCGAAAAUCCGUGUAACUAUACCGCACCACCUAAGCCUGACUUCUCAGCGCCUGGUCGAAGGAUUAGUGAAGCAAAGUGUUAUGAAUACAUGUGGGAGAUGAAGAAACGAGAGGACGACUCAACCAGAAUUACUAAUUGUUGGAAAAAGAAACACCCAGGCAGACAUGCAAUUGGUGGUCGACGCACAUCACCAGGUGAAUUUCCCCACAUGGGUGCUGUAGGAUGGAAAGCUGCUGUUGGAACCUGGAUAUUUAAGUGCGGCAGUUCCUUAAUCAGUUCGAAAUUCCUGCUCACUGCUGCUCACUGCUCUAAAGUAUCCCCACGUGACACCAGUGUGGCAAACCCUGAACCGGAGAUCGUAAGACUAGGAGAUAAGAAUAUUGCUGAUGUUUUUUCAAAGGGCGUCUCCCCACAAGAUGUGAAAAUCAAAAGAAUUGUUAAACAUCCGAACUUCAGUGCGCCCAAGAAAUACUUCGAUAUUGCGAUUAUUGAAGUAACGACUGAGGUUAUAUUCACAAAGCUAGUUCAACCAGCUUGUCUAUGGACCAACUACGAUACAAGCCAACUUGGAACAAAGGCAACACUUACAGGAUGGGGUGUCGUAGAAACAAGUGGAAGAGAGAUAUCCCCAGAGUUGCAAGCAGCGGAUGUCGACAUUAUCGAUUCAGAUAAAUGUCAAAAUUUACUCCGAAUCUAUUUUAACCGCCUCUGGUGCGGUGUAGACUUACAUCAGCUUUGUGCUGGAAAAUUAGCAGGAGGUGUUGACGCUUGUCAGGGGGACUCAGGUGGACCUUUGCAGGUAAAGAUACCUGUACCGAUAAAGUCACAGGGUUCAAUUCACUACGUCAUUGGAAUCACAUCCUUUGGUGUUGGCUGUGCUCAGAAAAAUAUUCCUGGGAUAUACACAAGGGUUUCCAGCUUUAUUGACUGGAUAGAAGAUGUGGUCUGGAGAGGGUCAUGAUUUAAAAAAAUAUUUUAAUUUUGAAUUUUUAAAUAAAAACUUUUUGAAUUAAUUAUGCUUAAAAACUAGCCAGGAAUUAGGCAGCGGUAUCUUUAUUUUCGUAACUUUUUUUUCUUUCUUUAUCUGUCCCCACAGAUUAUUUUAUUAAAAUGAAAUCCGUCCACAACGCAGUCACAAUUUUAUUCAAGUUGCAUAGGUAAAAAAAAGUUAAGGUUUUAAUAAAAAUAUUGAAGAACAUACUUAUAUGUAGCUUGUUUAAGUGUUGUUGCAUGGUUUCCAUGCCUGCUAACGUAUCGUGAUAAAUGUAACAGUUGUGUCAAGAUUGCCAGGACAUAACUGAUGCUUAGCAAUACCAUGCCAGUUUCUACUCCAGGAGCUCUGUAAGAAGGAGUGACACUUUUUAAUAUAUAUUACUGCAGCAGCCUGAGGGCAGUCGAAGGGUUUCAGGCAAAAAGUCAAAUUAAACUUUUAUUUAAUUUAAAUGAUUCAAUUCUAUUACUAAAAUAAUUAAUAUGCAGAAAUACAAAUCCAAAGCUUAUAAUUACGCUUUUUUAUCUUGUAUACUUUGAAUUCUAACCAUGGUCUGUGAGACCCUAAUUGGUGGGGAUGCUUCUAGCAUCAAGUUCACGCGUUGAUGGCUUCGUCAAGCAGGCGAGUUGUACUUGUAGACUGAACUUAGUAUUACUCUCUAACUCCAAUAACGCUAUAUCAAAAUACUUCCGAGGGGCCUAUACCGCCGCUAAUUAUAUUUUUAAUUACUACAUAAAUUGGGUUUCCGUAUAAACUAAAAAAGCAUUUGAAUUUAGUUUAAAAAUAUUAUUUCUAAAGUUAGUUUUAAAAAGUUUAUAUUAUUCAGUUGUUUCGCUUUCAACUCAACUCAGUUAUAUGUUAUAGAUUAGUUUUAAGUGUGAAAAUUCGUUUUAGUACUUGUUUUGUUUUAUACGACGAGCAAAUUACUAUUUUAUACCAAUUUCCAUGGUGACAAAUUUGGCUUACUCGAUGUUAUAAAAACCGUUGAGUAAAAGUAUGGUAUGUUUCUUAUAUAU
This is a messenger RNA of Pieris rapae (cabbage white), 2227 nucleotides long. RefSeq names its product serine protease snake. Lineage: Eukaryota; Metazoa; Arthropoda; Insecta; Lepidoptera; Pieridae. Gene Ontology annotation, biological process: proteolysis. The record is from RefSeq and is a predicted model, not a curated record. Bases 111 to 1181 code for a protein of 356 amino acids. Gene Ontology annotation, molecular function: serine-type endopeptidase activity. The transcript is spliced from 9 exons.